GGGUUGUCGAAGUGACUCCACACAUAGAGCAUAAGAUGUGUGCUUUCCGCAGUGCUAGCUCUCAGCAAUUAACAUCUUAACAUUAAUGUCUUAACAUUGAACAUUUUCACUCAACACCUGGGUCGGCUCGUUUAGGUGUUUUGACAUGACGAACAGAAUGAUCGUCGUAAAUUUGCUCUGGACGUGUGUGAUCUGGAACAGAAUGUUGGUCACAGAAGGAUCUGCCUGCUCUGAGCCGCCAGAGUUUCAUCCCAGUGCGUCGUCUGAGGUCUGGGGUACCGAGGGGACCACCAUCACCCUGAACUGCACUGUCCUGCUCGCCUGGGACAGUAGUGACCCAAGCUGCAACAACAGCCUGCAGUGGUUCAGAGAAGGUGCACCCAUCAACGCCAGCCACUACCCCCAGAACACCACAGAAUGUCACCAUGGCAACCAGACCCAGGUGAGCAGCGUGCUGCAGGUGAAGCUGACGGACUCAACAGACUUCGGGCUCUACAAGUGCAUCGUGAGGAAUGCAUCGCUCACCUUCAGCUUACACAAGUCAGACCUGCCUAGUCACACGGCUACAGUAGUGGCGGCCUUCACCCUGCUGCUACUGCUGGGCUUGGCUGCACUGAUCUACUCCAGGUGCCACCUCAACCUGAAGCUGUGGUAUAAGAACACCUAUGGAGACUACGAGAUCAACGAUGGUAAGAUGUAUGAUGCCUACGUCUCUUACGUGAAUGACGAGAAUGACAAGAAGUUUGUGAACUUCAUCCUGAAGCCUCAUCUGGAGAACAGAUACGGACACAAACUGCUGCUCAACUUCACAGACAUCCUACCAGGAGCAGAGCCGUCUGCAGAGCUGGUGAUGAGCGUGAGCAGGAGUCGUCGUCUCAUCGUGGUCCUCUCUCAGUCUUAUCUACAGCAAGAGUGGUGCACCAGCAACUUCAGGCAGGGCAUGUGGCAUCUACUGGAGCUCUCCCAGAGACCGAUUUUCAUCAUGUUCCAGGCUCAGCAGAAGCAGCUCAACCUGGAGGUGGCGCACCAGCUCAAAGAACACGAACACCGUGUACACACACUCAUCUGGGGACCACGCUCCAUGACCCCCUCGUCUUCGUUCUGGAAGGAGCUGGCCCUGGUGAUGCCCCGUAAGGUGACCUAUCACAGCAGCCGGUCCGCUGGGGAUCCCCAGACACUCUUCCAGGAUGACAAGGACCCCAUGCUCUCUCUGCACCCGGACUACCUAGACUGCCGACCGGACCCUGACCCUGCUGGAGACCUGGGGCUCAGGCUGCCGAUCCGGGCCCAGCCGUCCAAAGCUCCGGUGUUGCCUGCGGCCCCCAUGGUCCCUGACCUCUCCUCUGAGCUUCGCCCCUCAGACAUUGAUGUGUCGGACCUCGGCUUACGUGACUACGCUGCACGCACAGACUUCUACUGUCUCGUCACAGAGGAUGAUAUCUGACUGAAGAGAGAGAUAGAGAUAGAAAUAGCAGCAAAGCUUCAUGUGUGACUGUGUGUGUGUGUGUGUGUGUGUGUGUGCG
Molecule: messenger RNA, 1523 nt
Organism: Alosa alosa (allis shad)
Lineage: Eukaryota; Metazoa; Chordata; Actinopteri; Clupeiformes; Clupeidae
Gene: sigirr
Product: single immunoglobulin and toll-interleukin 1 receptor (TIR) domain
Exons: 9
Coding region: 146-1444 (432 amino acids)
Biological process (GO): signal transduction
Source: RefSeq, a predicted model, not a curated record